Molecule: messenger RNA, 4405 nt
Organism: Pangasianodon hypophthalmus (striped catfish)
Lineage: Eukaryota; Metazoa; Chordata; Actinopteri; Siluriformes; Pangasiidae
Gene: trim44
Product: tripartite motif containing 44
Exons: 6
Coding region: 297-1307 (336 amino acids)
Molecular function (GO): zinc ion binding
Source: RefSeq, a predicted model, not a curated record
GCCAGAAACAGGAAGUGUAAAAAAAACCCCGAGCAAAACACGGAAGUGGAGCGGCUUUAGUUAGCUCAGCGGGAAAGUGAAAGCAAAUCAGGCCGGAGCAGGAGGACGCACAGGUAAUGCUAAGGAAGUGUUAGCUUCAGUUCAACUGCUGAGACAGUCACCGACUGAGAGAAAUAAAAAGACCGAGAACCGAGGCUGUAGCUAUUUCAGUCCCACAGCGGGCUCACAGGAUUAGAGGCUUCCCUGGGACCACUCUCUCUUUUGCUAGACUGCCCCUCCUUUUUCCUUUCUCCAAUAUGAACCCUCCAGGAGCAUGCUGGGAUAGAUGCAAUGAUGAAGAUGACCUGCCCCAGAUGGACGGCACAUGUGACGCGUGUGAACCAGAUGAACCGCAGCCGGCUACGCAAAUGUGUGUGAUUUGCCGCUUUGCCUUCUGCGUGGUCCACGCCGAAAAACACACACGCAGCACCAGACAUCCAAUUCAGCCCUACACCCCCCCAGAACCUGGAGUAAAUGCCAACGCACACAUCAAUGCUCAACCCGAGGCACAUGAAAACCGGCUGGAGGAGGCCAAGGCUGCUGGGGGUGGAGGUGAAGGGAUGGAGGAGCAGGACAAGGAGCAGAGUGUGUGUGAAUCAGGAAAGAGAGACACAGUGACAGUAGAAAGACUGAGAUGUAAGGAUCAUGGAGAGGAGGGCUCGUUGUACUGCAAACAGGAUGAAAAGAUUGUGUGUGUGCUGUGUGCUGUACAGGGAGAUCACCGAGAACAUGAGAUCAUCACACUCCGGGAAGCCUACAUGUGGCAGAAGAGUAAAGAGGGCAUAGAUCUGCUAGCAUGCACACAAGAAAUGUCAGAGAAGAUCAAGACCAAGUGGACCAGUCCAGAAAUGAGCCCAGACGAGCUGGAGCGCUACGUGAACCAGCAGUUUGACGAGUUACAGAGACUGGUGCGUCUGGAGGAGUGGAGAGUGCUUCACCUGGUAGACCUGAAGGAAGCCUUUUUGACAGCACAGGCUGCUGAGAAGAUUGCUGAGAUCAGCGUUCACACUGAGAAACUGCAGGAGGAGAUGGACUCCAUCACACAGCAGCUGGGUGAGCUUGACCAUGCUGAGCAAAAUGGAGUGGCCCCAGCCGGCCUGGCACCUCUGCUGGCAGGACAACCGCGGCCGCCUGGUGCUGCUGUUCGGGAAGCAAGGCCUCUGAUGGACCCUGAAGCCAGACCAAGACUACCUGCUCAGCAGCAAGACCCUCAGGAUCCUCGAGACUAUGGAGAUGGAGGAGACUCUUCCAUGGGCCAUGCUCCAUAACAGCAACAUUAAAGUCUAACUUCUGCUAUCUUCUGCCUUAUUCUUAUGAACUGGAACAUUGGAGUGGACUGUCUGUCUUUCUAGCUACUGAAACUACCUUUCAGUAUCGACUUUCUGCUUGGGUUGUUGCCUUUUUCUGUUCAGCCUUUGCUGCUUGUCUUCUCCUGAGGAAGAGGAUGAAUUGAAUGGAGUUGAUUGCAAUCAGAGUGAGUCUUCAACACCAGUCAGACACUUGGCUGAGGAUUUGCAGCUUAAGGACACACAAAGAAAGAUGGGAAUGUAAACCAAAUCCAGUUUGCCUUCAUUUGUAUAUUUUGUCAUGAUUAUAGUGCUGGAGUUGUAGAAUAUGAAUACCCAACCUAGUAUACAAGUACAGUGUAUACUAAAUUGCAUACAUUCUUGGGCAGUUGCAAUUAAUUCUUGCAUUAAUUCUUGGACAGUUGCAUUAAUUCUUUUUUAGUUUUACCCUAUUUCCUCCCAAUUUGUUUAUUUUUCUAUUCCCACCCACUAGCUAUGUAUGUUCUGUCACAUGACAGCUACCAACCAGGGAGGAUGAAAGCAAACACAUGCUUCCUCAGAGACAUGUGAAGCCAGCCACUGCAUCUUUGCAAACAGCUGCUCAUGCAUCAAAGGUCAGCGUAACAUACUCAGAGGAAAGUGCUAACUGCCCUCUUAUAUGAGCUCGCAGACACCCACGAUUGCUCGCUCUGAUUGACGUAGGAGAGAGUAAUGCUAUCCCUCCCACCCAAAGAGCACAGCCAAUUUUGCUCUCUCGCUGUGGCAUUGUCGUGAAUCAAAGCUUGCAAUCUCCUGAUGAUCAGAGCCGCCCAGGAGCCAUACAAAGUGAAGAUGGUAAGAAAGGUUGGAAAUUGUUAUCUGUUGUUGUCCAUACAUAGAUUCAGUACUGCAGAAUGCCUUAAAAAAACAAUAUCGGUUUGGUGAAAACACCAAAAGUUUGAUGCAAGAGAGGCAGAAAUGAGAGAGGAAAAACCACCAAAAGUUAAAAAAAAUGUCCAUAUUUAACAUGGAACAUCUCUGUCUGAACUGUAGCAAAAAAACUGUAUUUUUUUUAUACUGUCCUCACUUGAGGAAAAAUGUGUGUAAUUAUUGUAGGAAGCUAAGGGCUUUUUGUAAAUGGCACUCAUAUAAGCACAUACAAUCAUUUUUCAUGGACACAUGAUUACACUUGGAAAUGUACCCAUGAAGUUUUGAAUGGCUUUGUAAAUAGGUUUAGCAUCUCCUCACUGCCACUUUUUAUUUUUGUGCUGGAACAUAUGACCUUCAUUUAAUGUGCCCUUCUGUUGCUUAUGAUGCUGAUGAAAAUGUGACAGUUUUUGUUCAAAACUUCAAAAAGUAUGAGAUGCCUUUAAUUCCACUAAUCAUUUGAACAGACAAUAGACUUUCACUGUACAAUAAAAUUCAUGGAGUGUGAUUCUAUCCCCCCCUUCAGCUGCUCCUGUUCAGGGUCACAACAGCGGAUCACUCGUCCGCAUAUUUUGAUUAUGGCUCAAGUUCCUGAUGCAAUGCUCCCUAUUUCCGGGCUUGGGACCGGCACUGAAAGCGCACUAGCUCGUGCAACCCUCCAGUGGCUGGGGUUGGUUCCCUGACCAGGGGUCGAACCCAGACUGCAGCGAAGAGUGUGCUGCAUGCUAACCACUAGUCCACCAAGUGAACCUAAACAUGUGUAUUGUAUAUAAAAACACAAUACUGCAGAAAAAGGAAGAAGGUGCAAAACAUAAAAUGUAAAAUGUACAAGAAACUGCAUUUACAGUAUGAUGGAAGAGGACAAACAGGUUGUUUCAUGUUUUUCAAUGAAGCAGUGGGAUUUUAGAAAAGACUCUGAAUGGUUUGUUUUCAAAAUCCUAUUAAGAGAACUUAAAAUGCUAUGAUGUAUGUAAGGCCAUCCUCCUUGGGUAUCAGUAUAUAUUAUCGUUAGCUAGAAGACCAUAGGUAAUGAUACAUAAGAAUGAUAACCUGCUUGAAAAAUUGAUUAUGGAUGGAAUGAAUAAUGGGUUGUAGCAAAUGUGUUAGCAUUGUGCUAUAGGUCCAACACAUGAUGCCAUGACUGUGGAAACAUUUACAUGGUUGGAUAUUUGCACACGCUCACUGUUUAUGUCAAUUCUUCAAGGAGAGGCAGAACUUUUUUUUUUUUUUUUUUUUUUUUUUUACAGUGCCAUCAUCUAAACUCUAACUUAUGCAGCAGUUAUUAGUGAUUAGCAAAUAAUGAAUGUGCUUCAAAUUCCUCAUACAGUACAUAUAGCUGAUUCUACUGAAUAGACCACUGUCACACACACAUGCACACACUGUUACACACAUCUUGCUGUCUAUGCUGUUCUGACAUGUAUGUGACAUGUGUGUGACAUGCUCUCCCCUGUGUGUCAUUGUUGUCCAGUGUGCUGCGGCAGCACUUUGGCAAUGUGCAUAUGGGAACAUUAAUCUAGUCUUGGCCGCAGAUAUAAGGAGCAACAACAAACAUUCAGGCCGUUGUCUGCCUUUAUAGAAAUAAUGGGCUUUAAUGGCCCUUUUUAUUCUGCCCCCAUUGAUUGUUAACUCAAGUACUACAACCAGUUCCACACACUUUCUCUGCUCUUUUCGCCUUGCCGCCUGCACCUCCAUGCCACGAUUGAUUUUAAGUCGCAUGACAAGUCAAAAGGAGAAUAGCGAUGGAUUUAACGCUGUCGAAUAGAGGCACAGCUCAGCACGCAGUCAUUAUUUCAUCAUCCAAGACACCUCAAUCACCCCUUUCCGCACCAUCAACGCUAAUAACAACAAAUCUGGUGGAAAACGAUGUGCUUGUUAGUGCAGGGAAGCGCAAAAAAUGUAAAGGAAGAGGGGCUGAUCUAAUUUACUAGCCAUUUUUAAUACAAUCAAUUACCUCUGCUUUCCGAGCUCAUCUGUGCUCGUCUGUUUUUUUCGCCACCACACACAUCUCCUGCUCUGGAGGACAACAGAUAAUGUUUGUGUUGACAACAAUUAAUAGCUUUGUGGGUGAGAUUAAAUUAGUUACGUGAGGUGGGUGUAACACGCAGCAGCACUUUAUAGUGGAGUGUAAAUUAACCUUUUGUUUUUCUGUGCCAUUAAAUAAACAUGCAGAGUAA